AUCUUCGCCCCUCUCACCUCUCGUCUCUCACACUCGGUUUCGUCUUCUCAAUCUUCUUCUUUGCAUCCUUUAACUUGGUGCUUCUAGCAAACUUUUUUCUUUUUCUGUUUCGAAUUUAUGGUUUUUGAAAAACAAUGGAAACACUCGUCGUAGACGCUGGCUCUAAGCUCCUGAAAGCGGGAGCAGCGGUUCCUGAUCAGUCUCCUGCAAUGAUAAUCCCAUCUCAAAUGAAACGAAUGGUUGAUGAUGGGUCUGAUGAUGUAACUCUUGACCCUAUUGAAAGGGGGUUCAUUAGAGACUGGGACGCUAUGGAGGAUCUGUUGAGGUACGUUGCGUACACUGGGCUUGGAUGGGAGGAGGGAAACGAAGGCAAUAUACUCUUCACUGAUCCUCUCUCUACUCCCAAGGCUAUUAGGGAGCAACUGGUGCAGAUGAUGUUUGAAACAUUCAAUGUCUCUGGAUUCUAUGCGUCAGAGCAAGCAGUGUUGUCCCUUUAUGCUGUUGGAAGGAUCUCUGGUUGCACUCUUGAUAUUGGCCAUGGGAAGAUAGAUAUUGCUCCAGUUCUUGAAGGUGCGGUGCAGCACAUUGCCUCAAAAAGGUUUGAGCUAGGGGGAACCGAUCUUACAAAACUCUUGGCUCAAGAGCUUGGGAAAUCAAACCCUUCAAUGAAACUCAGCAUGUCUGAUGUUGAAAAACUCAAGGAACAGCAUGCAAAAUGUGCGGAGGAUGAGAUUGCUUACGAGAAAACCCAAAACUGUGAAAUUGAGCAGCAUACUCUUCCAGAUGGGCAGGUGAUAAGGAUUGGGGGAGAGAGAUACUCUGUUGGUGAAGCUCUGUUUCAGCCAUCAAUAUUAGGACUAGAGGAGCAUGGAAUAGUUGAACAGCUUGUCCGGAUAAUCUCCACAGUGUCAUCUGAGAACCAUAGGCAGCUCUUGGAGAACACUGUACUUUGUGGUGGGACAACCUCCAUGACAGGAUUCGAAACCAGGUUUCAGAAAGAAGCAAGCUUGUGCUCAUCUGCUAUUAGGCCAACGCUGGUGAAACCGCCGGAGUAUAUGCAGGAGAAUGUGGGAUUGUACUCGGCUUGGGUUGGAGGAGCGAUACUAGCUAAAGUGGUGUUUCCACAGAACCAGCAUGUUACUAAAGCUGACUAUGACGAGACUGGACCAUUGGUGGUUCACCGGAAAUGUUUCUGAUCCUGAAACGACCAAAACGUUUGUAGUUGCUGUUGUAGCUGAGGAUUGUUUUGCUGUGUUUAGGUUUAACUCUAAUUAUUCGGACAUGUCCCACUCGAUCUAUGUAACUUAAACUGAUUCAUUCUCUCA
Brassica oleracea var. oleracea is the source of this 1325-nucleotide messenger RNA. Its product is annotated as actin-related protein 7-like. Lineage: Eukaryota; Viridiplantae; Streptophyta; Magnoliopsida; Brassicales; Brassicaceae. The coding region runs from base 135 to 1196 and encodes 353 amino acids. The transcript is spliced from 5 exons. Gene Ontology annotation, biological process: anatomical structure morphogenesis. Gene Ontology annotation, cellular component: nucleus. The record is from RefSeq and is a predicted model, not a curated record.